UUUUUGUUUGACUCGUGUGUCAGGGCAGGGAGAAAAUCGAGAAAAUAUUUUUGCUUUGAUUUUUUGCCUGUAACGAGAGAUCGUUGAGUUCAUCCUGAGAAGAGCUGCAAAUUUGCCAAAAAUCGUCAUAAUGGUUUAAGAAAUAAAUAUUAAUAUUGUCACGUCUAAACGCCUGCCGCAAUAAUGGGAGGCCCGAAGAAAUUCAAAAGAGACUUUGGGGACAAUCGUAAACAGAAAAAGAGAAGAAAGGAAGAUGAAGGUGAAUACAAUCCUGACGAAGAUGGGGAAGGUGGCGAACUGGAAAUGGUGCCAGGGUGCGCCACAAGAAAUGCUGAAAAGGCCGAUGAAAAAGCCAAUGAAGAUGAGUUUGGGGCCAAAGACUAUCGUCCACAAAUGGAAUUGAAACCAGACCACGCUUCUCGACCACUAUGGGUUGCUCCGAACGGUCACAUUUUUUUGGAAUCAUUCUCGCCUGUCUACAAACACGCUCACGACUUCUUGAUUGCAAUUUCGGAACCUGUAUGCAGACCUGAGCACAUCCAUGAAUACAAACUGACACCUUAUUCACUCUAUGCAGCAGUUUCUGUCGGCCUUCAAACUCACGACAUUAUUGAAUAUCUGAAAAGAUUGAGCAAAACUACUAUUCCAGAAGGAAUCAUGGACUUUAUUAAAAUGUGCACACUUUCUUAUGGAAAGGUAAAAUUGGUAUUGAAGCAUAACAAAUACUUCGUAGAGUCCCAGUUUCCUGAUGUGCUUCAAAAGCUUCUGAAAGAUCCUGUAAUUCAAGAAUGUCGUCUCCGACAGAAGGAAGAGGAGGUUGCAAAGGUAGAAGGUGCUACGGUUAUUGAAGAUGGACUGAUUUCUCAGACGCAUGCCAAGCAGAGUGUAACGCAGUUUGGCAGCAAAUCUGCUCCGACAGAAACAGAUGGAGCUGCUACAGAGGGCACUGAGGAGAAUCCUGUUGCCGUCCCUGAAGACAUCACCAAUUUCUAUGAAAAAAUGGACAAGGAAGAUGACGAUGAUGAACAAGAGGCUGUUUUGAAGACUGUGUCAUUCGAAGUGAACCAAGAAAAAAUUGAAGUCAUUCAGAAAAGAUGUAUCGAACUUGAUCAUCCUCUGCUUGCUGAAUACGAUUUCAGAAAUGACACAGUGAAUCCUGACAUUAACAUUGAUCUGAAGCCCUCGGCAGUGCUCAGACCCUACCAAGAAAAGUCCCUGAGGAAAAUGUUUGGAAACGGAAGGGCUAGGUCAGGGGUCAUUGUACUUCCUUGCGGUGCCGGCAAGAGUUUGGUUGGGGUGACUGCCUGCUGCACUGUCAGGAAAAGGGCUCUUGUACUCUGCAAUUCUAGCGUCUCCGUUGAACAAUGGAAGCAGCAGUUCAAAAUGUGGUCAACUGCAGAUGACAGCAUGAUCUGCAGGUUCACAUCCGACGCCAAAGACAAGCCGAUGGGCAGUGGGGUUCUGAUCACCACGUACUCCAUGAUCACCCACACUCAACGACGUUCUUGGGAGGCAGAACAGACCAUGAAGUGGCUCCAAGAUCAGGAGUGGGGUAUUAUGGUCCUUGAUGAGGUGCACACUAUUCCAGCCAAGAUGUUUAGGCGUGUCUUAACCAUUGUCCAAUCUCACUGCAAACUGGGUCUGACCGCCACCCUAUUGAGAGAAGACGACAAAAUUGCCGACUUAAACUUCUUGAUUGGUCCCAAACUAUAUGAGGCCAAUUGGUUGGAGUUGCAGAGGAGAGGAUUCAUUGCAAGAGUGCAAUGCGCUGAGGUCUGGUGCCCAAUGACACCAGAGUUCUUCCGAGAAUAUCUGGCUUGCAGGACAAUGAAGAAGCUGCUUUUGUAUGUGAUGAACCCGACCAAAUUCCAGAUGUGUCAGUUUUUGAUCAGGUACCACGAAAGACGGUGUGAUAAAAUUAUUGUCUUCUCAGACAAUGUGUUCGCUUUGAAGCAUUAUGCCAUUAAAAUGAACAAACCUUAUAUUUAUGGCCCAACUUCACAGAAUGAAAGAAUGCAAAUUCUGCAAAACUUCAAGUUCAACCCGAAAGUAAACACUAUCUUUGUAAGCAAAGUUGCUGACACUUCUUUUGAUCUUCCCGAUGCUAAUGUGCUUAUUCAAAUCUCAUCUCAUGGAGGCUCCAGACGUCAAGAGGCGCAACGAUUGGGCCGUAUCCUACGAGCCAAAAAAGGUGCAAUUGCUGAGGAAUACAACGCCUUUUUUUACACACUUGUAUCUCAAGACACCAUUGAAAUGGGAUAUUCAAGGAAAAGAUCUAGAUUUUUGGUGAACCAGGGAUACAGCUACAAGGUCAUCACCAAAUUGGCAGGAAUGGACGAUGAGCCAUUAAAUUACAAAACAAGGGAGGAACAAGGUCAACUUCUUCAGCAGGUCCUUGCUGCAAGCGACAUGGACGCCGAUGAAGAACGGAUGCCAGGCGAAGGCGGAAUGAAAGCUGGCCCAUCAGUCCACCGAAGGGUUGGAACGUUGUCGUCACUAUCAGGAGCCGACGAUGCCAUCUACACAGAAUACAAACGCUCCAACGUCAAACACCCUCUGUUUAAAAAAUUCCGUGGUUAAAUAGUACAUCAGAGUUGCUUCAAGUAAAAUAAUAAUAAUAUGUUUUCCAUUGCUAUAACUC
Messenger RNA from Neocloeon triangulifer, 2641 nucleotides. RefSeq names its product general transcription and DNA repair factor IIH helicase subunit XPB (gene hay). The transcript is spliced from 14 exons. Gene Ontology annotation, biological process: nucleotide-excision repair; transcription initiation at RNA polymerase II promoter. Gene Ontology annotation, cellular component: nucleotide-excision repair factor 3 complex; transcription factor TFIIH holo complex; transcription preinitiation complex. Lineage: Eukaryota; Metazoa; Arthropoda; Insecta; Ephemeroptera; Baetidae. The record is from RefSeq and is a predicted model, not a curated record. The coding region runs from base 184 to 2580 and encodes 798 amino acids. Gene Ontology annotation, molecular function: ATP binding; DNA binding; 3'-5' DNA helicase activity.